UUUAAACGUCAUUUAUUCCACACGCUUCAGAGAUAGGCGAUGGUAGACCAGACAGAAAAAAAGUAACUCCGAGCCAGCCACGGGAUCUUCAAUCGCCGCGUAGGGCCCCAAUUUUCUUAAACGGUGGGCACAAGGGCUACAAUCGAGUUUCUCCCUCUUUAAUCCAGACUAAAAAAUAUGGACACCUUGACUCUUCGCGGCACGCUUGAAGGCCAUGGCAACUGGGUCACCGCCAUUGCCACCACCUCUGAAGCCCCUGAUAUGGUCUUGUCUGCUUCGCGUGACAAGUCCGUCAUUGUCUGGCACCUCACUCGUGACGAGGUGAACUAUGGUGUUCCCCGCAAGUCCUUGUUGGGCCACAACCACUUCGUCCAGGACCUUGCCAUCUCCUCCGACGGCCAGUUCGCCCUCUCUGCCUCGUGGGACAAGACCCUCCGUUUGUGGGAUCUUAACACCGGCACCACCACCCGCCGCUUCGUUGGCCACACCAGCGAUGUCUUGUCCGUCAGCUUCUCUGCCGACAACCGUCAGAUCGUCUCUGGCUCGCGUGACAAGUCCAUCAAGUUGUGGAACACCCUUGGUGAGUGCAAGUUCCAAUUGACCGAGGAUGGCCACAGCGACUGGGUCUCCUGCGUCCGCUUCUCGCCCAACCCUGCCAACCCCGUCAUCGUCUCGGGUGGUUGGGACAAGAUCGUCAAGAUCUGGGAUCUCACCAAGCUCAAGCUUCGCACCAACUUCAUCGGCCACAACGGCUACGUCAACACCGUCACCGUUUCCCCCGAUGGUUCGCUCUGCGCUUCUGCUGGCAAGGACGGCGUUGUCAUGCUCUGGGACUUGAACGACUCCAAGCACCUCUACUCUUUGGAGGCCGGUGAUGUCGUCAACGCUCUUACCUUCUCGCCUAACCGCUACUGGUUGUGCGCUGCUACCGCUUCCUCGAUCAAGGUCUGGGAUCUGGAGAACAAGUCGUUGGUUGAUGAGCUCCGCCCUGAAUUCAACCAGGUUGGCAAGAGAAAGGCCCGUGACCCCGAGUGUGUCUCCAUUGCCUGGUCCGCUGAUGGCAGCACUCUCUUCUCUGGUUACACUGAUAACCUCAUCCGCGUCUGGCAGGUGUCCCGCACCCUGUAAGAUUGGGGUUGUAUAAAAAAAGAGCUGUGAUUAUUUUUUUUCUCAUAAUUAAAACUGAUCAAAACACAAAAUUUUGCCUUUCUUUAUUGUAUCUUUUAUAAUUGGGUAAUUGAAUUGAAAAGGCGGAAUGGGAAGAGGGCUACGUUAAAAAGCGCUGAUGUGUACUUAGUAGUUUUUGCGCAUAUUGACGGGUACGUUGUCUUCAAACUCUUGUUUCGAAGAUUCGUAAAAGGACUUAUCAAGUAGAGUAUGUGCGGCAACCAUGGACAGGCUUUUGGCUGCCUCGAUGGUAGCCUUGUGCGCCUCUUCGGUGCACGUUGCAUUGGCAAAUCCAGCGGUAUGAGGG
Molecule: messenger RNA, 1474 nt
Organism: Zychaea mexicana
Lineage: Eukaryota; Fungi; Mucoromycota; Mucoromycetes; Mucorales; Lichtheimiaceae
Product: guanine nucleotide-binding protein subunit beta-2-like 1
Exons: 6
Coding region: 178-1128 (316 amino acids)
Biological process (GO): positive regulation of protein phosphorylation; rescue of stalled cytosolic ribosome
Cellular component (GO): cytosol; nucleus
Molecular function (GO): protein kinase C binding; ribosome binding; translation regulator activity
Source: RefSeq, a predicted model, not a curated record